Messenger RNA from Trametes versicolor FP-101664 SS1, 456 nucleotides. RefSeq names its product DUF537-domain-containing protein. Gene Ontology annotation, cellular component: peroxisome; cytoplasm. The annotation marks the transcript as partial. Lineage: Eukaryota; Fungi; Basidiomycota; Agaricomycetes; Polyporales; Polyporaceae. Gene Ontology annotation, biological process: post-transcriptional gene silencing. The transcript is spliced from 3 exons. The record is from RefSeq and is a predicted model, not a curated record. Gene Ontology annotation, molecular function: CCR4-NOT complex binding; mRNA base-pairing post-transcriptional repressor activity; RNA nuclease activity.
AUGACGGAUACGUUCGACGAGCACGUCGCAAUUUUCUGGGAUUAUGAAAAUUGUACUCCUCCGUGUAACGUACCCGGCUAUGACGUCGUCAACAAUAUUCGUCGAGUUGCGCACCAGUACGGCAGCGUCAAGCUGUUCAAGGCGUACUUGGAGCUGUCCGAGCAGUCGUCCUCGAAGUCGAUUGGUCUCCGUUCCGAGCUGCAGUCGUGCGGUGUUUCUCUGACCGAUUGUCCGCACAACGGCCGGAAGGAUGUUGCGGACAAGAUGAUGAUUGUCGACAUGCUCACAUACGCGAUCGACAACCCCGCACCGGCUACCGUCGUGCUCAUUUCUGGAGACCGCGACUUCGUCUACGCCGUUUCUGUGCUGCGCCUGCGCAGAUACCGCGUAGUUGUAGUCGCCCCCUACACCGCCCACGGGAGCCUCAAGUCCCAAGCGUCCGCCGUGUUGGACUGG